Messenger RNA from Colletotrichum phormii, 885 nucleotides. RefSeq lists its product as uncharacterized. The record is from RefSeq and is a predicted model, not a curated record. The coding region runs from base 146 to 772 and encodes 208 amino acids. The transcript has 2 exons. Lineage: Eukaryota; Fungi; Ascomycota; Sordariomycetes; Glomerellales; Glomerellaceae.
GUGACUUUCAGAAGUUCGGCGACUUUAUCAUACAGCCUACCGACAACAUCUUUGAACACUUGUUAGUGCGACGCCAUAAGAAGAGAGAAACCCGACUUACUCUCCAUGUUUUCUUUCACGUUUCUACACUGCAGAAGCUUCAGGCAUGGAACGAUUCAUUGGGGUUUACUUUGACCACCCCAAAUUCAUCAACGAGACAAUGCAAACCUUGUCUCUGCUCCUACCACUGAACGAUUUGGACAGCAUAGACUGGUUCAAGAGUUAUCGUAAAAAGUUUCAACGCAGCUUGCCGAGCAAGUCCAAGUCUUUGAGCGGAAUCGACCCUCAUGCUGGGCAAAUGCCGGUUGGUUCAAGACGCGCUGCCGACUACAACUAUUGGCUCCCACGGCUGCUGGAAUUGGAAAAAGAAUUUCUGAACUAUUCUCCGCGAACUCUUGGGCAAUUCUUGCGUGACCAUCGGCGAUACCGCAAUUGGACACUGUACUGGGUCGGUCUCGUGGCGCUAGUGCUGACUCUCAUAUCCUCCAUGACCGGUGUGGUGUCUGCCGUUGUGGGUGGCUUGGCUCUGAAGGAUGAUAAGAAUGACAGAGAGUCACUGACAGCGGCUUGCUGUUGUCGAGACAUAGACUCCGUCACCAAUAUCCUAACAGAGGAGAGUCUUGCUCCAGUGUCUGCUUCUGUGGUGACUCUUGCGCCCGCUCAGGUCAUUGACCCAGGGCAGACACUGAUUGUCACAAUCCUCGUGACUACCACUGUCACGACAGAGGCUUGACGGAUUUCUUUUUCCUGGCUCUAGAGGUAGCAAUAGAGACUCAAAGACUUUGAUUGGUUUUUAUUCAUGAAUGGAUGCUGUGAUAGAAACCCCAUCAACCAGCAUGGCCUAGG